UUAAUUAGAGAUUUGAUUUCUUCUGCCUUCGCCACCGCCCAAGACAGAACCGGACAGAACACAUGUUAAUCACUUUGAUACUACAGAUAUUUGAGUACAACUAUUAAUAGUGCCCGAUCGGGGUUUGUUCCAGUUGAUCAAAGAAGACUCCACUAUCCAACCACAAUCAGAAAUCCCGAUUCGCAUUCAAGGCUGGCGUAGCUUGUACGCCAUUACUGGGUAUUCAAAUAGUAAAUAAACCUGUGAGACGGGUGGACCAAUUCUCGGAAGCGAGCCAAUUUACGACAGAUUUCUUUCGGCGAACGACUCAAGCUUCUAUCAAGCCAUGAGCUCCAGCAACCACACUGGGAUUUACGGUGGUUCAGAUGACCCCUGCAUUCUGGGUUACACGAACGGCACAUAUCCUAAUGGUACCUUGGGUCAAGGGAACUGGCGCAGAUAUGGCGUUUACAUGCCCUCAGCGCUGAAAAGCAGCAUGCCAAGCGCCAAUGAUCCGUGGGUAUGGACCCAAUACUAUGGCUGGUGGACGACCUACUUUAUCUUGUUUGGCGUGGUGACGGUCUCGUUGGUUAAUGGUAUCAAACGAUUGCAUAACUUGAACCGCAUCAUGGGCCUUCCAAGUGUGAUCUACCAUCAUCCGAAAAUUUCAGCCCUCUUCAGGAUGGGGAGUUAUCCUCAACUGAAAGCAUUUCGGAUACAUCUUCCUCCACUUGGACCUUCUAUCUUCCUGUUUGGCUUCCUAACCUAUAGCACUCUGGUAUGUUUCUUGCGAAGACCGUACUACCGACCACCGCAUUAUGGUGGAUCACCUUUAGGAAUCAGAGCAGAAUGGGUCGCUACCGCGAUGGCACCUUGGUUGUAUGCUACGGCCACAAAGAGAAACUUUCUGGUAUAUGUUACUGGCGUCAGUUUCAAAAGGAUCAUGGAUUUCCACAAAUGGGCACCGUGGAUUUGUUUAUAUAUGUCCAUUCUUCACACGUGGACCAUGAUUAUCAGGAUCGAACGUCAGCAACCAUGGCAUUACACCAUCACCCACAAUAAACUGUACUGGAAUGGAUUCCCGCCCCUCCUUGCAUUGGGGUGGCUAUGUGUCAUGAGCUUAGGUCCAAUCAGAGCAAGAUUCUAUGAAAGUUUCUUUAUUUUUCACAUGAUUGCUGCGUUCAUUUUUCUCGUCUGGAUGUACAUUCACUUGGAAAACGUUUUGGAAUCUUGGCAAUACAUGCAUGCUGCGACCGUCCUCUGGGCAGCAGGGAUAUUAUGGCGAUUACUAGCGUACACUUUGGAUCACGGAUGGUUCAGUCGAGUUCCGCGUGCCACGAUCGAAGCCCUCCCAUCGAACGCGGUCAGAAUUCGAAUUCCGGUGCCUAGUUCGCGCGUCUGGAGUGCAGGCUCUUAUGUUUAUCUUCGCUUUCCAAGCAUCAAGCCUUGGCAAUCACAUCCUUUCACCAUCUCAUCGCUUCCGACUCCAUCUCAGAAUGGAGACGAAGGAAACGAGAUGGUAUUCGUACUCCGUCCUCGUGAGGGCUUGACUGCCCGUUUGAAAACUCUGGCCAACAUGCCCACAUUACCAGCAAUCCGAUCUUGUUUGAUCGAUGGGCCUUAUGGAGGUUUCAUGGACUCUCUGCGAGCUUGCGACACGGUCUUACUGGUAGCCGGGGGUACAGGCAUGGCAGCACUGAUUUCAAUCGCUCAAAGCCUACAGCGAUGCGGAUCUGCAAAAGGAAUGUCGUGCUGCACUGCUUUAGAAGUCCAUUGGGCUGUCAGAGAUUCGGUGUGUCUCGAAUGGUUCCGUGAACAGUUAAACGAAAUCGAUAACGUGAAGGUAUAUGUCACUAAUGAGGCCCAGCCGGAAGAAGCCAACCAAGCUAAGAUGGAAACCAAAGAACAGGAGAAGGACCCGUUAGAAAUUCGAGAGCAGGAAAAGAAAAAUACCUCUACCCCGUCUCUGCAAUCUCAGACUCGCUACUGUCGACCCAAUCUCCCUGAAAUCAUCCAAGAGGCCGCUGCACGGUAUCCAGGGCGUAUUGGGGUAAUGGUUUGUGGGCCAAGCUCCUUGGUCACUGAAGUCAGAAACUCAGUUGCCAAACUUCAAAAAUCAAUCCUCUUCUCAGACGAAAACGUCAAAUGUAAUGAAUUGGAGCUCUAUCAAGAGUCCUUCGAAGACUAGAUCAGAAAAGAAAAAAAAAUAAAGAAAGCAUGAAUGAAUGAAAAAAGACUAUCAAACUGCUGUUUGUAUUUUUACUUAUCUGAAAAGUUCUUCUUCUGGUCGGAUGUUGUUUGGUUUUUCUACUUUUGUUUUGUUUUGUUCCUGGUGGAGAAAAUGAAUACUUUUUAUG
Messenger RNA from Puccinia graminis f. sp. tritici CRL 75-36-700-3, 2336 nucleotides. RefSeq lists its product as uncharacterized. Gene Ontology annotation, cellular component: plasma membrane. Gene Ontology annotation, biological process: iron ion transport; intracellular iron ion homeostasis; copper ion import. The transcript has 11 exons. Gene Ontology annotation, molecular function: ferric-chelate reductase activity. The record is from RefSeq and is a predicted model, not a curated record. NCBI's taxonomy places the organism in Eukaryota, Fungi, Basidiomycota, Pucciniomycetes, Pucciniales, Pucciniaceae. Bases 326 to 2167 code for a protein of 613 amino acids.